Molecule: messenger RNA, 921 nt
Organism: Megalops cyprinoides (Indo-Pacific tarpon)
Lineage: Eukaryota; Metazoa; Chordata; Actinopteri; Elopiformes; Megalopidae
Gene: pgam2
Product: phosphoglycerate mutase 2 (muscle)
Exons: 3
Coding region: 69-836 (255 amino acids)
Biological process (GO): glycolytic process
Molecular function (GO): intramolecular phosphotransferase activity
Source: RefSeq, a predicted model, not a curated record
CUGUCAGGGCGCGUGCGAAGGGAGGGCUGUGCCUCUGUCAUUGAAACGAAACCCCCAGCAACCUCAACAUGACCGCCGUCCACCGCCUGGUUAUCGUGCGCCAUGGCGAGAGCUCCUGGAACCAGGAGAACCGCUUCUGCGGCUGGUUCGACGCCGACCUCAGCGAGAAGGGGCUGGAGGAGGCCAAGCGUGGCGCCCAGGCCAUCAAGGACGCCGGCAUGAAGUUCGACAUCUGCUACACCUCCGUGCUGAAGCGCGCCAUCAAGACCCUGUGGACCAUCAUGGAGGGCACGGACCAGAUGUGGCUGCCCGUCGUCCGCACCUGGCGCCUGAACGAGCGGCACUACGGCGGCCUGACGGGCCUCAACAAGGCGGAGACGGCCGCCAAGCACGGCGAGGAGCAGGUCAAAAUCUGGCGCCGCUCCUUCGACAUCCCCCCUCCCCCCAUGGACAAGGAUCACGCCUUCCACAAGAUCAUCAGUGAGUCGAGGCGCUAUAAGGGCCUGAAGGCCGGAGAGCUGCCCACAUGCGAGAGCCUGAAGGACACCAUUGCACGCGCCCUGCCUUUCUGGAACGAUCACAUCGUCCCAGAGAUCAAGGCCGGCAAGAACGUCAUUAUCGCUGCCCACGGCAACAGCCUCCGCGGCAUCGUCAAGCAUUUGGAAAGCAUGACAGAUGCUGCCAUCAUGGAGCUGAAUCUGCCCACAGGCAUCCCCAUCGUGUACGAGCUGGACGCGAACCUCAAGCCCGUGAAGCCCAUGCAGUUUCUGGGUGACGAGGAGACAGUCCGCAAGGCCAUGGAGGCCGUGGCUGCCCAGGGCAAGGUGAAGAAGUGAGCGCCGCCCCAGUGGCGGGAGACGAGACUGUGCCCCUGUCUGGUGUAACCUGCCCACCCCCCACCUGUCUGCCCACACGCAGUCA